Molecule: messenger RNA, 892 nt
Organism: Xylaria bambusicola
Lineage: Eukaryota; Fungi; Ascomycota; Sordariomycetes; Xylariales; Xylariaceae
Product: ribosomal protein L34e-domain-containing protein
Exons: 5
Coding region: 82-435 (117 amino acids)
Biological process (GO): translation
Cellular component (GO): ribosome
Molecular function (GO): structural constituent of ribosome
Source: RefSeq, a predicted model, not a curated record
CAAAAAGUUCGCGAAAAUUACCAACCAUCCCAACGAUCACGACCACACGAACACGACGACACCACGACCACAACCGUCACAAUGGCUGGAGACAACAGAGUUACGUACCGACGGAGGAACCCGUACAACUCCCGAAGCAACAAAACCCGUAUCGUGCGAACCCCCGGCGGAGAGUUGCGUACUCUGCACAUCGCCAAGAAGGCUGGCAGCGUCAAGUGCGGUGACUGUGGAGUGAAGCUACCUGGUAUCCCCUCUCUGCGACCUCGCCAGUACGCCACGAUCUCCAAGCCUAAGAAGACCGUCUCAAGAGCCUACGGUGGCUCGCGCUGUGCCAACUGUGUCAAGGACCGUGUCGUCCGAGCCUUCCUCAUUGAGGAGCAGAAGAUCGUCAAGAAGGUGCUGAAGGAGCAGGAGCAGGGUGCCAAGAAGAAAUAAACUGGUGAUCGAUUCUAGGAUGGAACGGUUAGGUCGUCAUUGGUUUGGUGUUCACGAGGAAUAUGGCUGCAUUGUUUAAACGGCUACAACAAAAGGCUGCUUCUGUUUUAAGGGCUUCUCGUCGAGUAGAUGAUCGGAAUGGUAUAAACGACAUUUAAGACGACCUUCUACGGCGCGCAAGUAUUGGUCACAUUCAUUUGUGAUACGACUCACACUCGUGGAAAUAUAAAAGAUGAGAAGCGCCUGGAACCAUCGAUGCGCUUGCGUCCAUAGUAGCGUGAGGAGACUUCCGUUGAGGUUCACGCUGCACCAAGGGGCUCAUACGGAAUGGAUACCACCCAUUGCAGAUUAAAACAUCUAUCAAUUUGUAGUAUUCCCAAUGUGACUCUUGAAAUGUAUUUCUAUUGUGAAAUAAUCGAUGUACAAACCUUAGUAUGGCCACCCCAAUUGAAAAGGG